Anopheles bellator is the source of this 1486-nucleotide messenger RNA. Its product is annotated as lysophospholipase-like protein 1. Gene Ontology annotation, cellular component: cytoplasm. Gene Ontology annotation, biological process: protein depalmitoylation. Gene Ontology annotation, molecular function: carboxylic ester hydrolase activity; palmitoyl-(protein) hydrolase activity. Bases 136 to 867 code for a protein of 243 amino acids. The record is from RefSeq and is a predicted model, not a curated record. NCBI's taxonomy places the organism in Eukaryota, Metazoa, Arthropoda, Insecta, Diptera, Culicidae. The transcript has 2 exons.
AACCGCGAUUAGAUAUUUCGUGGCCAACGUUCAUUCGCGUGUUCUGUACUGUUAAUAAAACGAUCCAAACUGGUAGCGUUUUUACGCGUUGCUCGUUACGUUACGUAAUAUAAUAAUAAAUAACUAACUAACGUAAUGAGACUGAUUGAGAAAGUGUUUAACCCUACGGGGAAGCACGUCGGAACCUUGAUUUUCUUGCAUGGAUCCGGCGAUACUGGCAAUGGGCUGACGGAGUGGAUUCGUUUUCUGCUCGGUCGUGAUAUGGAGUUCCCGCACAUAAAGGUCAUCAUUCCGACCGCUCCCGUCCAGCCCUACACACCGAUGGGAGGUGAGAACUCUAACGUAUGGUUCAAUCGGAAGCGCAUCGAAAUGGACUGUCCCGAGAUCCGCACUUCGCUGGCCUCGAUCUACGACACCGUGAAUGAGCUGCUGGUGCGUGAGAUGGCUGCCGGAGUGCCGCUCGGGCGCAUCAUAAUCGGUGGCUUUUCGAUGGGAGGUGCCCUGGCCCUACACACCGCUUACCACCUAAACCGCGACUUGGGCGGUGUGUUUGCGAUAUCAUCAUUCCUCAACACUGGCAGCAUAGUUUACGAUUCUCUCAGUUGCGUAUCGCCUGAUGACCGGCUGCCGGAACUGCUGAUGAUGCACGGUGAACGUGACACGCUCGUUCCGAUCGAAUGGGGCCAAACUUCAUUCGACGAGCUAGCUAAGCUCGGCGUGCGCGGCCAGUUUGUUCCGCACCGUACAGCACUGCACGAGAUCAAGAAAGAUCAACUGUUACGCGUGAUUGAUUGGGUGCAAAAGCUCAUACCGGAACCGACGGACGAUCCGAUGGCGCUGAAAAGUAAGCAAAAGGGAAAGCUAUGAUGCAACGGGAAGUUUGCCGAAGACGUCUACCACGAAGUUCAUAACAACAGUAGAAGCGGAGCUUCUCUAUAGCCAAUGGACAUUGUAAGGAUAAGGAAGCAAUUUAUCCGGAUGGUGCAACGCGGUUACCGGUAGAGUUUGCAUAGAUCGUCAGUAAACAAGCGGCAAGCGCCACUAACGAACAUCGUCGGCGAAAUGAUCUAAAAAUAUCCUAUUCCGAUUGGUGCGUUGUGGUUGUGGUAGUAGCACCCAUCCUAUUAAUAGUGUCGCGUGGUGACUCGUGUUUGGCCCAAUUAGGUGCAAUGCCCUAUCCUCGUGCCGUUUGGGUCAGUUAGUUGAAUUAUAAGAAAAGGGCGCAUUUCAGUUCGGCAUGUGCCUUGCGGGCAGGCGAAAAUAAUUCAAGAAACCACGCAAAUACCAAUAGAUAUGCGCUUCAACUUGAAUUAGAAGCAGUAAAGCAAAAUGAAGAAAUUCUAACUUAAUAAAUUUAUAUUAGACUUCGUAAGGAGUUUAGAAAAGGAAAACUAUCGACCAAAGCAGUGGGGAAUUUUUACCGAAAGUAGGCAACUGAUGUGCAGUUGGUAGUGAGUGUUAUACGUUAUUGUACCGAAACACGACA